Molecule: messenger RNA, 1629 nt
Organism: Cladophialophora psammophila CBS 110553
Lineage: Eukaryota; Fungi; Ascomycota; Eurotiomycetes; Chaetothyriales; Herpotrichiellaceae
Product: T-complex protein 1 subunit zeta
Exons: 2
Coding region: 1-1629 (542 amino acids)
Biological process (GO): protein folding
Cellular component (GO): chaperonin-containing T-complex
Molecular function (GO): ATP hydrolysis activity; ATP-dependent protein folding chaperone; ATP binding
Source: RefSeq, a predicted model, not a curated record
AUGUCUGCAACGCAGCUUUUGAACCCCAAAGCCGAAUCCCGUCGCAGAGCAGAGGCACUUCGAAUCAAUAUCAACGCGGGAGAAGGCCUCCAAGAUGUUCUCAAGUCGAACCUGGGCCCUUCGGGCACAAUUAAGAUGCUGGUCGACGGGUCGGGUCAAAUAAAACUCACAAAAGACGGAGCGGUCUUGCUGAAAGAGAUGUCAAUACAAAACCCCACCGCCACUCUGAUUGCUCGAGCCGCAACGGCGCAGGACGACAUCACUGGCGACGGCACGACAUCUGUAGUGUUGUUGAUUGGAGAGCUUCUGAAGCAAGCAGACAGAUAUAUCCAGGAAGGUUUGCAUCCAAGGGUUAUCACGGAUGGCUUUGAGAUUGCCAAAACUGAGACUCUUAAAUUUCUCGACACAUUCAAAAUCAGCCGUGAAGUCGACCGCGAUCUGCUCCUCUCGAUCGCCAAAACCUCUCUCUCCACAAAGAUUAAUGCCGCUCUUGCUGCACAGUUGACGCCUUCCAUAGUUGACGCUGUAUUAGCCAUUCACCGGCCUCCGCAAAAACCCGACCUACAUAUGAUCGAAAUCAUGAAAUUGCAACACAAACUUAGUUCUGACACCACCUUAAUUCGAGGAUUGGUGUUGGACCAUGGAGCGCGACAUCCUGACAUGCCAAAACGAGUAGAAAACGCUUUCAUUCUCACGUUGAACGUUUCCCUCGAAUACGAAAAGUCUGAAAUCAAUUCCGGGUUCUAUUACAGCAGCGCCGAACAACGAGACAAAUUAGUCGCUUCUGAGCGUCGCUUUGUCGAUGAAAAGCUCAAGAAGAUCGUGGCUUUAAAGAAUGAAGUUUGUGGUUCCGAUCCCAAAAAGGCCUUUGUGGUGAUCAAUCAAAAAGGCAUUGAUCCACUGAGUUUGGACGUGCUGGUCAAGAAUGGCAUCUUGGCGCUGAGGCGCGCAAAAAGACGGAACAUGGAACGUCUUCAACUUGUCUGUGGUGGAAAAGCGCAAAACAGUGUAGAUGAUCUCGACCCUUCGGUGCUUGGAUGGGCAGGACUUGUUUGCGAGCAAACCCUAGGGGAGGAGAAAUACACCUUUGUGGAGGAAGUGAAAGACCCAAAAUCUGUCACACUUCUAAUUAAAGGCCCCAAUCAGCACAGCAUCACCCAGAUCACAGAUGCGGUACGAGAUGGUCUACGGAGUGUGUACAACACUAUUGUGGACGGUUGCGUCGUUCCCGGAGCUGGAUCGUUUCAAAUCGCUGCUGCGGCACACCUUUCAUCAGAACCAGUGCGCAAAACCGUCAAGGGCAAAGCAAAAUGGGGUGUCGCUGCCUUUGCAGACGCACUCUUGAUCAUACCGAAAACACUUGCCGCAAAUUCCGGACAUGACAUCCAAGAUGCACUCGCCGCUCUGCAAGAUGAAUUUACCGAAGGGAACGUGGUGGGAUUGGACCUUGUGACUGGAGAACCAAUGGAUCCUGUGCAAGAAGGUGUGUUUGACGGGUUUCGCGUGUUGAGAAACAGUAUUGCGAGUAGCCAGGGAAUUGCGAGUAAUUUGCUGUUGUGUGAUGAAUUACUGAAGGCAAGGCAGAUGGGGAGACAACCGGCUCCUGGAGGGAUGGAUCAGGGAGAAUGA